AUGGCCUCAGCCGACAGCGAAGUGAAAACCCUCCUCAAUUUCGUCAACUUGGCCUCGAGCGACAUCAAAGCCGCGCUGGACAAGUCGGCUCCUUGCCGCCGCUCGGUGGAUCACAGGAAGUACCUCCAGAAGCAGCUCAAGCGCUUCUCUCAGAAAUAUGCCCGCCUCCCGCGAUGCCACCACCACAUGCUACAGCAGCAGCAGCAGCAGCAGCAGGAGUCUCAGCAGCCACGAAGGGCUCUUGAGGGGAGGGCGCGAGGCUUGAGCGCUGCCGAGGGCGGCGCGGAAAGCCCGGUAGGCCGCGGCGGCACCUCCGCCGGGCUCGCCAAGAGCGAAAAGGCCUGCAAGGCCACAGGGCCUGCCAGCGAGCAGCAGAGCGCUUCGGAGGCGACUGCCAGGCCCGACCAAGUGCCCAUGAGGAAAAGGCAGCUGCCCGCCUCCUUCUGGGAAGAACCCCGGCCGGCUCCGGGCCCUUUAGGUAUAAGCGGCGUGGUUUUCGCCUCUCCUUCCUCCAAGGCCUUGCCCCAUUACGAGAGAAAGAAAAGUAAAAAGGGCCCUGACAGCAACGGGGCUGGUGCCGCACCCGAGAGCCCCACAAGUGGGACGGACAUGGAGGCCGUCAAGGUGCUGAGAGCCUGGAGCUGCUGUCCAUUUCAGUACCACAGAGCGCAGGCCUCCCCCGGCAUUUACCCGCCGCCCCUGACGGCCACCCUCCCGCCUGCGGCCCCCUUCGCGGGCCUGGGGCUGUGGAGGAAGAACACAGCCUCCCCUGCGGAGGGCGAGGCCUUCUGCAAGCCGGAAGGAAGCAGCGGAGCAGGGCAGAAAGUGCACCGGCCCGUGGUGUGGAAACCCAUCCCCACAAAGCCCGCCGCGCCGGCCCCCAUCUUCAGCGUCUUCGGGUACAUUUAG
Varanus komodoensis (Komodo dragon) is the source of this 909-nucleotide messenger RNA. RefSeq names its product family with sequence similarity 181 member A (gene FAM181A). Lineage: Eukaryota; Metazoa; Chordata; Lepidosauria; Squamata; Varanidae. The record is from RefSeq and is a predicted model, not a curated record. The coding region runs from base 1 to 909 and encodes 302 amino acids. The transcript has a single exon.